CACAUUCCCAUGAUGCUUCAUUCAUCAUGGCGGCGCCCCGUUAGAGACAUGCUUGUGUGUAAACAUCGAUGAAAACUUAGCGACACCCGCUUUUUCAAAUAUCUGGCAGCAGUAUAUCAUUUCUGAUAACGUUAUAGAAUAAUCGGAAAGAGAACAUUUACCGAAUUGUAAAAUGAAGACCAAAUCGUCUUACCAUAAAUCUGAAAACACCUUCAGGUUUCUUACGUUCUCUGAACGGCUUGCCAAUGUGAAUAUCGAUGUUAUCCAUCGCAUCGACAGAACGGGCAGUUACGAUGAAGUGGUAGAAACAUAUUUUUUUGAAGGACUGACGAAAUGGAGGGAUUUGAAUUUGACAGACCAUUUUACCGCCUUUUUGAAAGAAGUGAUCCACAAGAGUCAGUCCUUCAACCUGCUCGUGUUCCACCAGCAGUCCAUAGUAGAGAGUCUCAAGACCCACCUCAGGGUGCGGGACAGCCUGGCUUACCAGCCCCUGCUGGACCUGGUGGUGCAGCUGGCCCGGGAUCUCCAGGUCGAUUUCUACCCUCACUUCCAGGACUUCUUCCUCAUCAUCACCUCCAUGCUGGAGACCCAGGACACAGAGCUGCUGGAGUGGGCCUUCACCUGCCUCUCGUACUUGUACAAGUACCUGUGGAGGCUUAUGGUCAAGGACAUGAGUCAGAUGUACUGUUUAUACAGCACUCUCCUGGCUCACAAGAAAGACCACAUACGUAACUUUGCUGCAGAAAGUUUUGCAUUUUUGAUGAGGAAGGUGCCUGAUCUGGAUGAACUCUUCACCUGCAUGUUCCAGGACCUGGCUGAUCACUCCCAAAAAGCAGAAGGUGUGGGACAGCUUCUAUUCCAGAUGUGCAAAGGGGUCCGCAACAUGUUCCACUCAUGCGCCCACAAGGCUCUUCCAGUGGCCAUGCGGAAGCUGGGCCCUUCAGGUGAAGGUGGCGUCUCUCUGCCCUGGACAGCUGUUGGAGAAGCUCUGGAUCACAUGGCAGAAGCAGCAGCCGAUCACAUCCACAAGGAACACUUGCUGUUGCUGUGGGAGUGUCUAGAGAACUGCUUGGUGGAGGUGCUGCAGAAGCUUGAGUCCGGAAGCGAGGGCGGCCAGGUUUCUGAACACAUGGAGAGGCUCCUGAACAUCUACCACACACUGGCGGAGCACAGAGGCGGAGCCAAGGUCACCCGGCCAGAGUCUGUGUGUGAGACCUUGAUCAAGCUGAUCCAGGCCCCCCAGCUUUCAUCAUCCUGUCAACAGUUACUGCUCCAGGUGACAUCAUCACUGCUGCUUGGAGAGAACGUGUCUAUGCCUGAUGUUCUGAUUCAGGGGCUGCUUACCAAGAUCUUCAGAAUUGGAAGAGACCAGGACAUCAUCCUGCCCUUUGCGAAGGAGAUGUUUGGCAUGAAGCAGUUUGAACAGCUCCUGCUGCCCAGUCUGUUGCAGUAUCUGGAGCACAUGUUUGGGAGUGAGGACCCUGUGACCCGCCAACUGGCCCUGGAACUCCUCACCAGUCUGAUCCUGGCCAAAGCUGAACCGCCCUCCGACGGCUCCCUGGCCUUUGAGAAGUACCCCUUGGUCUUCACCGGCCAACUCCCCAUGAUGUCUGACUCUACAGAGGCUAAACGGCCUGUGUCUGUGCCUCUGUAUGUACUGUCGCUUCUCGACCGCCCAAAGGAGGAGGCCUUCGGAGACCUCUCUCACCUCUGGGCAGCCCUAGUGGUUCUGCCGCACAUCAGGCCUCUGGAGUCAGGCAGCGUUAUUCCCAUGGUAACGGCGCUCAUCGGUCGCCUGUUAGACAACGUGGAGGCUGGAGUUUUGGGAAAGGGGGGCCUCUUUGUGGCCAGACAGGCCCUCAGCACCCUGCUCAGCUUCAAAGAGUCUGCUGAGGUUCUGGCCCUGGUUCCGGUGGAGUGGGUCCGGAGUAUUAUCCAGAAGUUCCCCACAGACCUCUCUGCUCUGCUGCUGGGUGACCUAUACUUCACAAGACUUUCACUGAAUGGUUGCUCUGCCCACCUCUCCCAUGAUGCAAUGCUGGAGUUGCACCAGAUGCUGCACGCUAACCUCUCCUCCAAUGUCUCUAAGAUUCGACUCCUAACUCUGAGAAUACUGACUCACUUUGAGGCGGACAUUCCCAAACAAACUGAGGGUGAGGAGAGUGUGGAGAUGCAGUCGGUGUUCAGGCUGUGUCUGCAGGCAGAGCUCGUUCCAGCCACGCUGCACGACUACAGGGAGAAGCUGCUGCACCUGAGAAAGCUGCGACACGACCUGGUGCAGCCUGCCCUGCCCCGGGGGCCGUUCCAGCAGGUGCCCCUACGUUACCUGAUUGGAAUGCUGUUCAUAAAUUUCAGCCCCCUCUGGGACCCAGUUAUUGAGCUUGUGGUGACCCACGCAAAUGGAAUGGAAAAUAAAGACUUCUGGAAGGUCUUCCAUGAAAACCUUGAAAUGGUGGCUGUUCUAGCAGAGAAGGAGCUUCGUGAGGAUGAUGAUGAUGAUGAUGAUGAUGAUGAAGACGAAGAGAAAGCAACGCAGACUGCCGCUCCUGACAUAGACGUGGUCCAGAGCGGGGACUUGGGGGUUCUGUUCCUGGAGCAGCUGGACCAGGCCUCCAGCCCCAACGACCGCACAGACUUCACAAACUUCCGCUUCCUGCUGUGGAAGGCCAUGGUCAAAUUUCCCGACCGGGUGGAACCGCGCAGCCGCGAACUGAGCCCGCUGCUCCUGCGCUUCAUCAGUAAGGAGUUCUACCCAGCGGACCUGAUGGUGGCUCCCACCCAGAGCCUUAGAAAGAUGGGUGGCACCUCCACAGAAACCGAGAAGUCUGGGGAGGGAGAGCUGGAACCCAGGGAGGAAGAGGAGGAGAAGGAGCCAGCAGAGGUGUCCAAACAGGCUGGGAGAAAGACACCAAGGAGAGCAGCAGCCAAGCAACUUAUUGCUCACCUGAAAGUGUUCUCCAAAUUCACCAACCCCCGUUCUCUGUAUCUGGAACCCAACCUGCAUCAGCUAUACACACAGUUGCUGUGCCAUCAGGACCAGGAGAUCCAGAAGAUGGCACUGGAAUGUGAGCUGACUUACAAGCACCCCCACGUCCUCCCCUACAAGGAAAAUUUACAGCGGCUUCUGGAUGAUAAGCACUUUAAAGAGGAGAUCGUCCACUUCAACAUUUCUGAGGAAGGGUCCGCUGUGGAAGCUUCACACAGACCCGAUCUCAUCCCUGUGCUAAUGAGGAUCCUAUACGGGCGCAUGCGCAGCCGGACUGGCAGUAAGUCUCAGGGCAAGGCCAGCACCACCACCCGCUUCUCCAUAGUGCUGCGCUUUCUGGCUGGCUGUCUGCCUGAGGAGCUCGGCAUGUUCAUCGACCUGCUGCUGGAGCCCGUCCAUCAGCACAGUCACGGUACGUGUGUGGAGGCGGUCCAGCGGGCGGUGGAGCAGACGGACCUCUCUGCAGUCCUUCCUCUGGGGCGACAGCACAGUCUGUUUAACCUCCUGGACGUGGUCAUCCAAAAGCUGGGUCACCUGAUCCACCAGUACCUGCCAAAGGUGCUGCAGAUCCUGCUGUGUGUCACCGCCUCAGUCUGCACCAUCCUGGAUCAGAGAGACCAGUUGAAAGCAGGCUGCAUCAGUCCUCUGAAGAACCUGAGGCGCCUGGGAAUCCUGCGGAUCAACGACUUCUUCGACGGCUUUGAGUCGUACAGCUUCAGUGCUGAUGAGCUGGAUGCCGUGUUUCAGGCUGUGGUCUGGCCUCAGGUGUGCCGCCUCCCCACAGAGAGCCCCUACGCCCCCACCCCCCUGCUCAAACUGAUCCGCGUGUGGAGCAGGAAUGCCAGGUAUUUUCCUCUGCUGGGAAAGCAGAGGCCUGGCCACCUGGAGUAUGACGUGCUGCUCAACGUCUUCGCCCUGCUUGCCGCCAAAAAUGUUUCCCCGGCAACCGUUGCCAUGGUGAUGGACAUCGCAGAAAGCCUGGUGACCACUCCGGACUUCCUGCCCACGGAGAGGGAGGCCGAGCUGACCGUAAACGGCGUUGUGGUUCCAGAGCCGGGCGACGGGUGUGAAAUCCCUGCAGAUGCUCUGACCCUGGGUUCAAAGCUCCUCCUCCCACACAUCUCCACGCUGCUGCAGUACCUCGGCGGGGUUGUCCGCAACUCCGACCGUAUCAAGAAAAAGAAGUUCAGAGCUCAAGUGAACAAGGAGCUGAACAUCCUCUCAAAGAUCAGCAGAUUUGUGAGUGAUAAGGAGCAGAGCUCCACGUUGAUCAGCCUCCUGCUGCCACACCUCCACAGACCCCAAACCGCACAGGAGACGCUGCUCGACAUCCUGGAGACGGUUCAGAACCUGCUUCGCCGCUGCGCAGACCCCACCUCCUUCCUCAGGCCCUUGAGCCGACUCUUCUCCAGCAUCCACAGCAAGCUGCCUCGGCAGGCCCUGUGCGUCACCUUUCAGACGUUAUCAGACCUAGACGGCGGACUGAAGUACAUCACGGAUGUGGCCGCGCAGCUCAACGCCUUCGACAGCCGCCACCUGGAUGAGAUCCACUUCGACGUGCGUCUGACGGCCUUCCAGGGCGCAACGCAGCGCAUCAGAGAGAUGGAGGCCCUGGACAUGAACUACCUGCACACCAUCAUGCACAACUGCUUCCACUCUUUUGAGAUUGGGGACAUGUCCUUGGCUGAUAGUGCCAACUCAUGCCUGGCAGCUAUCGUCACACGGCUGGCGUCAGUGGAGCACACCGAGGAGGAGUACAGAGAAAUCGUACAGCGCACCUUGCUGGACGCAGUACGGAGAGGCCUCGGCAGCAAAACGGAGACCGUCCAGCAGGACUACACCACGGUCCUCUCCUGUCUGACUCGGGCCUUCCCCUCUCGUCCGGAGUUCCGAGACCUGGUGCAGCUCACUGACUAUAACGACCCUGAGUCUGACUUCUUUGAGCACAUGAAGCACAUCCAGAUCCACAGAAGGGGGCGUGCCCUGCGGAAGUUGGCCAAGCAGCUGACUGAGGGAACGGUUGUGAUGUCCCCAAAGUCGCUGCAGAACUACAUUAUGCCUUACGCCAUGACAGCUCUGUUCAGCGAGAAGAUGCUGAAGCAUGAAAAUAUGACCUCGGCCUCAGUGGAGGUGAUUGGGUCCGUGUGCAGGUGUCUCACCUGGUCCAGGUACCUGUAUUACCUCAAGUACUUUGUGCACGUGCUACAGACUGGACAGGCUGACCAGAAACUGGCUGUCAGCCUGCUGGUAACGGUGCUGGAGGCGUUCCACUUUGACCGGGAAACCCUGGGGAGAGAGCUGGAGGCGAUGAAGAGUCGAGAGACCGAGACUGCCAUGGAAGAGGAAGGCGAGGAAGAGGAGGAGGCCGUGGAGAUGGUGGAGAGUGACGGUGAAGAGGCUGGAGAAACAGUGGACAAAGAGCCGGUGCCGCACGCCACGGAGAGGCCUGACGAAUCCAAAUCGGCCUCGCUGGAGGAGGCGGUGCCUUCGGGCGAGGCAGUGGGGAAGGUUCCCAGUGGUCUUCCUCAGAGCAGAGAGGAACUGGAGUCUCUGAUCACUUCCAUCCAUCAAACCGUCACUGGGAGCGUUCUGCCCAAACUUCAGAAGUGCCUCACUGCCAAGGUAAAAAGGGAUGAGGAGCACAAGCUGGUGAAGUCCAAGGAAGUGAAGGAGGAAGAGGUGGUGAGGGUUCCCAUUGCCUUCGCCAUGGUCCGCCUCAUGCAGACUCUUCCGCAGGAGGUCAUGGAGGCCAACCUUCCGGGUAUCCUGUUGAAAGUGUGUGUUCUCCUGAGGAAUCGGUUCCAGGAGAUUCGAGAUGUGGCACGGAACACCCUGAUCAGAAUCAUAGAGACGCUGGGCUUUCGCUACUUGCAGUACCUGCUGAAGGAGAUGAAGAGUGUCCUGGUCAAGGGAUACCAGGUCCACGUGUUGACCUUCACUGUCUACCAGCUUCUGUCUGCCCUGUGCCCCUCCAUGAAAAGCGGAGACCUGGACCCCUGUAUGGACCUGCUGCUGGAGAUCUUCAACAACGAGUUGUUUGGCUCCGUUGCCGAGGAGAAGGAAGUGAAAGGAAUCAUUUCCAAGGUCAUGGAAGCGCGAAGCAGCAAAAGUAUGGACUCGUACGAGCUGUUGGCUCAGUUUGCCGGGCGGGAGCAUGUCACCCAACUCAUCCUGCCACUCAAAGAGAUUCUGGAGACCACGGCCAGUCUGAAGGUUUCUCGGAGGGUCCAUGCGGUGCUGCGGCGAAUUGUGUCUGGACUUCUGCUCAACAAGAGUAUGGACAAUCGGUCCAUUCUGCUGCUCAGCCACGGGCUGGUCAGCGAGAGCCUUCCGCUUCUCACCCAGAAAAACAAGGAGAAGGGGUCUGUGAAGCCCCCCCCGGACCCCCGGCUGCCCCCGGCCAGCUGCCUCCUCCUGCCACCGACGCCUAAAAGGGGCGGGAAUAAAGCGCCAGUCAGCAGCCGCACCAACAUGCACAUCCUGGUGGACACUGGGCUCAGGCUGUUGCACAUGAGUCUGAAGAGGUCAAAGGUUAAUUCGUCAGAUGCGUCUGUUCUGGAGAUGCUGGACCCGUUUGUCUCACUACUGUUAGACUGUCUCUUCUCUAUGCACGUGAAGGUAAUCACUGAGGCUCUGCAGUCUCUGUCCUGGAUUCUGAAGUUUCCUCUUCCUGCGGUGGAGAGCAGCGCUGAGAAGCUCACACGGCAGCUCUUCCUGCUGCUCAAAGACUACGCCAAGGCCGGAGCUGCUCGCGGAGAAAACUUCAACCUUGUCCUCAACUGCUUCAAGUCUAUCACCAUCCUGGUGAAGAGUAUGAAGACUCACCAGAUCUCUGACAAGCAGUUGCAAGUUCUGCUGGGGUACGCUGAGGAAGACAUCUACGACCAGUCCCGCCAAGCCACAGCCUUCGGCCUGCUCAAGGCUAUAUUGUCGAGGAAACUGGUGGUUCCAGAAAUGGAGGAUGUGUUGAAGAAAGUGGCCAAGCUGUCAAUCACUGGUCAAAAUGGGCAGAUCAGGGUCCAGUGCAGACAGAUUUACCUUAAGUACCUCCUGGAUUAUCCCCUGGGGAAAAAGUUGAGGGCACACCUGGACUUCAUAGUUGCACAGCUCAGUUAUGAAUAUGACACUGGCAGAGAGUCGGCUCUUGAGAUGAUGGCCUACAUUUUCCAGACUUUCCCUCAGGAUCAUCUGCAGCAGUACUGUGGGCUGUUCUUUGUCCCGCUGGCCCUGGUCAUGGUGAAUGAUGACUCGUCGUGCUGUAAGAAAAUGGCGGCUCUGGCAAUCAAAUCGCUGUUGAGCAAACUGAGCUUGGACCACCAGAAUACCAUGUUCACCCUGGUCAGCACCUGGCUGUCCAAUGAGAAGGUGUCCCACCGUCGGCUGGGAGCUCAGGUGUGCGGGCUUUUUGUGGAAGUGCAGGGGGAGGGGUUUGCCUGUCGCCUUGACACCCUGCUGCCCCUGAUUGAGAAAGAAAUGCACCCGUCCAACUACGAAGAUAUAGAGGAGGAGGAAGAGGAAAAAGCCGUUGACAGACUGCUCUUCAGCUUCCUGACGCUGAUCACCAAACUCAUCAAGGAGUGUGGCUUCCUCCAGCUCAGUAAACCAGCGGAGACACUUACCCAAAUCUGGAACCACACAAACGCUCACCUGCGGCACCCUCAUUCCUGGGUGUGGCUGACGGCCUCCCAGGUGUUCGGCCAGAUGUUCGCCGCCCACAAGCCAGAGGAGCUGGUCGCCCAGUGGAGGGGUCUGCAGGGUGACAUCACGGCAAACGUGCCAGUGGCCACCAAGUACCUAGUCACUGACCUGGACAAGAAAAUGAGAGAGCUGGUCUUAUCAUUCUGCAGUCAGCUUCAAUCCAAGUUCCUGGAUACAUCUCUGGGCGAGCAGGUGAUAAAGAACCUGCUGUUUGUGGCCAAAGUGAUUUACCUGAUAUCACCGGAGUCAGAAUCAACAGAGACCCUAGAGCAGGUUGAUGAAGAGGAGGAUGAACAGAAGGAGGCUGAGGACGAUGAGAAGGAGGAAGAGAAUGAACGACCUCCAUCCUUACUGUGGGUGAUGAAGAAGCUGUCUGUACUGGCGAAGAGGGAGGCAGCAGAUACGCCCAAAGUGCCACUGAAGAGGACGUGUGUGUUUAAGUUCCUGGGUGCCAUGGCUGUGCAUCUGGGGAAAGACCACCUCCAACCAUACCUGACCACCAUCAUUGCCCCACUCUUCAGGGAGCUGGACAGCACCUAUGCUGAUCAGGACCCCACUCUGAAGAACCUGUCCCAGGAGCUGAUGGACUUGCUGAAGAAGCAGGUGGGACUAGAGAGCUUCUCACUGGCUUUUGCUGCCGUGCAGAAGGAGGCCACACAGAGGAGAGCCAUGCGCAAGAGACACAAGGCCAUGCAGGCUGUUGCUAAUCCUGACAUCGCAGCCAAAAAGAAAUUGAAGAAGCAUAAAAACAAAAUUGAAGCCAAGAAGAGAAAGAUCGAAUUUCUGCGUCCGGGAUACAAAGCCAAAAAACAGCGUAGCCAUGGCCUGAAGGACCUGGCCAUGGUGCAGUGAGAUGGCCCUGUCUACAGUUGAUGACAUCACCUGACUGUACAGUCUACUGCUGAUGACUUACGUCAUCAGUUUCAGCUUUUGAGGAAGCAUUUAUAAUCUUGAACAGUGCAUGUUUGAGAAACUACUGGAUGUGCAGUUAAAUGUACACAUUUUUAUUGCAAAGAAAUCACUUUUGUAUAAAUACCUUCAAGAGCUUUGAGGUCAAGAAAAUAAAGAUUUUGCUUCCAAGGAAACAA
Messenger RNA from Anguilla anguilla (European eel), 8772 nucleotides. RefSeq names its product UTP20 small subunit processome component (gene utp20). Bases 173 to 8536 code for a protein of 2787 amino acids. Gene Ontology annotation, cellular component: small-subunit processome; 90S preribosome; nucleolus. The record is from RefSeq and is a predicted model, not a curated record. The transcript has 62 exons. NCBI's taxonomy places the organism in Eukaryota, Metazoa, Chordata, Actinopteri, Anguilliformes, Anguillidae.